Messenger RNA from Eufriesea mexicana, 891 nucleotides. RefSeq names its product ubiquinone biosynthesis protein COQ3, mitochondrial (gene Coq5). Gene Ontology annotation, molecular function: 2-methoxy-6-polyprenyl-1,4-benzoquinol methyltransferase activity. The record is from RefSeq and is a predicted model, not a curated record. The transcript has 5 exons. The coding region runs from base 16 to 891 and encodes 291 amino acids. NCBI's taxonomy places the organism in Eukaryota, Metazoa, Arthropoda, Insecta, Hymenoptera, Apidae. Gene Ontology annotation, biological process: ubiquinone biosynthetic process.
AUAAAAUACUUCACAAUGAUUGAGAAACGAAGACAUUUUUUAAAUUUACUGAAGAACAAAAGUAUCACUUUGUUAUUUGAAAAAUAUUUUUCAAACACUGCCACAAUUAAUAUUGAUGAAAAGACAACACAUUUUGGAUUUAAAACUAUUAAGGAAAGCGAUAAAGUAAAAGAAGUAUAUACAAUUUUCGAGAAAGUAGCAAAUUCUUAUGAUCAAAUGAAUGAUGCUAUGAGUUUUGGAAUUCAUCGCAUUUGGAAAGAUAUCUUUAUUCAAAGGCUUGGACCAACUCAUGGUAGCAAAUUAUUAGAUUCAGCUGGUGGUACUGGAGAUAUUACAUUUAGAUAUUUAAAUUAUUUAAAGAAUACUUCUAAUCAUCAAAAUGUGAAAAGUUCUGUAACAGUUUGUGAUAUAAAUAAUAAUAUGUUAGAAGUUGGUAAAAUUAGGGCUAAGAAAUUAGGAUGGGUAGAUCAAAAUAAUGUUGAUAUCGAAUGGAAGCAAUGUGACGCAGAAGAGCUUCCUUUUGAAAAAGAUUCAUAUACUGCUUAUACAAUAGCUUUUGGAAUUAGAAAUGUAACACACAUUGACAAGGUACUUUCUGAAGCAUACAGAGUACUUACACCAGGUGGUCGGUUCAUGUGUUUAGAGUUCAGUCAUGUGCAUAAUGAUAUUUUAAGAUGGUUAUAUGAUCAAUAUUCAUUUCAAAUAAUACCUGUAUUGGGUACACUUAUAGCAGGAGAAUGGCAACCUUAUCAAUAUCUUGUUGAGAGUAUUAGGAAAUUCCCAAAACAAGAAGAUUUUAAGGAAAUGAUUGAAGAAGCAGGCUUUAGAAAUGUAGUGUAUGAAAAUUUGUCAUGUGGGAUAGUAACUAUUCAUUCAGGUUUUAAAUUAUAA